Molecule: messenger RNA, 697 nt
Organism: Thrips palmi
Lineage: Eukaryota; Metazoa; Arthropoda; Insecta; Thysanoptera; Thripidae
Exons: 3
Coding region: 36-536 (166 amino acids)
Source: RefSeq, a predicted model, not a curated record
GACGCCGAGGCAAGAAGGCUCCUGCGGUCGGCAGGAUGCCCCGGGAGGCACGCCCCGUCAGGCUCAGCGACUACCUGGAGAGGCGCCGCACAGAGAUGUGCCCCGCCAAGGGCGCCGGCCUGUACCGCCGCGUCUGGAACACCCUGCAGGGCACCAAGGUGUCGGUGAUGAUCUCGGCGGUGACGGCGUCCCUGGCCGUCGGCGACUGCCUGACCAAGGACUCGUACCUGGACGCCAGCCUGGGCAUCCGCAUCACGGUGGGCGUCGUGUCGUGCACCACGGCGCAGUACCUGUACGCGUGGCGCCGCGCCGCGUUCGGCAGCACACUGCGAGGCAUGGCGGCCGUGGCCAGGGCCCUGGAGGGCACGGCGGACGUUGUUCAGAUGGUGAAACGACGGCCCCUAUUCGAAAGUUCUUUUCUGGGCGCUCCUAGUGAAAGAAUCUUAUCUGCAACGCACGCGAAGUUUGACCAUAUGGGACGGAGGAGGCUACCUGAAAUGAUGAAACUUGGUGAAAUUCGCUUGCUUUGCAGAUAAGAUUCUCUGAAUAGGAGCGCCCAGAUAAGAUCUUUUGAAUAGGACCCCUCGAAAAGUCGUAUGGCGCUUAUUUAAAUAUCAUUUUCUAAAUAUCUAGUUUUCCUGAAAAACCAACAAGACCAAAACAAAUUUGAAGAAAAAUAAAAAUGGCCUGCGGUAGA